CGCAGUUCUUAACAUUUGUUUAACUUCUCAUUGCCCAUUUCACCUUGCUAUCACAGUUGCGAUAACAUUCGGAAUAAUUUGCUAUGACAAUUUCAAUGGCGUUUGAAAAUGACGUCGAGGUGGGGGAGACUAUCCCAUCAAUGACUGCGCACGCUGUGAGCGUUUCAUUGCCUACCUGGCGUGCAAAUGUAGGCUACGAGGAAGGGGAAGAAUGGGUUCUAAGCAAAAUGAAGACCGGUUACCCAAGAUUCUUCAUACACAAAUCCAUCGAGAAGUUUGCCACUGCUAUUGUGAAAAAAUAUGGAGAGGCUGGAGCACGAGCAAUUAUUUUCCCUUCUCAUGCUGCUGCAUCAAGGUGUCUUGAAUUCUUUUUCCACCAAGACCCGGAACUGGAACCCCAGCAAGUGCGAAUCCUGGAUCUUGUUCCCGCUGCGAAGAAAGCGCGAUCUGAAGAGUGUGCCAUUAUUUCUCCAAAGAUAUCGGCAAUUCUUUUCCCUCAAGAAAAAUUUAAGAUUGCCAAAACUUAUUGGCAGCAUUCCGGGGACGGUAUCUCUAGCCGUCGAGCAGAGUAUUGCCACGCCCUAUUUGAUGAAGGCGUCCUUGUAGACUCUGCGACUAUCCAGGAGUCAGCUCGAUUUUGUAAAGGGCCUCGGCGGUAUCAAAAGAAGACCUCCAUCGAUCUAAGCAAUAUUUCGGAUCGGCUUGAUAGUGCCGCAGAACAGGACCCUACUCAGUUUGUUGAGGAGAGAUUUGGAAGAAACCUUGAUAUUUCGAUGACCUCUAAUGCGAAGCUAGCGGUUCGUCGACGUAUAGCCGGGUCGCUGACAGCAGAUGUUGGGUUGACUGAGGCCUUAGCUCUAGAGAAAGACUUAGAACGAACACGCAAGGUAGCAGGAUUCUCAGAAGACGACGUAUACCUCUACGCAUGUGGAAUGAAUGCAAUAUUUAUGACCCACCAGAGUCUGAUGGCCGCGAAAGGCCUAUUGAAGAGCGUUGUCUUCGGGUUUCCUUACAUAGAUACGCUCAAAGUAACGCAGAAGUUUGGACCUGGUUGUUUAUUUUAUGGCUUUGGUUCAUCGGAAGAGCUGGAUGACCUUGAAAGACGACUGAAAGACGGCGAGAGAUAUCUGGCUCUCUUUACCGAGUUUCCUGGAAACCCACUCUUGCGUUCACCAGAUUUGGAGCGCAUCCAUAGCCUCGCUGACAAGUAUGACUUCUUCGUGGUCGUUGAUGAAACGGUUGGGAACUUCCUCAAUGUUCAUGUCCUCCCCUAUGCAGAUGUUGUCGUCAGUAGCCUGACCAAAGUUUUCAGCGGCGAUAGUAACGUUAUGGGAGGAAGUGCCAUCCUAAAUCCUAAAGGGAGGUCUUACAACAUCCUCAAACGAACUUGGGAGAAUAAUUUCGAGGACAACCAUUGGGCUGAGGAUAGCAUCUUCCUCGAGCGCAAUAGUCGGGACUUCGUCUCGCGCAUUGAACGUAUCAAUGUUAACGCAGAGGCCAUCUGCGACGUCUUACGUGCGCAUCCACGUGUGAAGCAAGUCAAUUAUCCUAAGUUCAGCGACACAAGGCCUUUCUAUGACAAAUGCCGUACCCCAAAUGGCGGUUAUGGCGGUCUCCUAUCAGCGACCUUUUUUUCGAAAGAAGACUCCGUGGCUUUCUUUGACAAUCUUGACACGGCCAAGGGGCCAAGCCUGGGAACCAACUUCACUUUAAGCUCGCCUUACGUAAUCCUUGCCCAUUAUGGAGAGUUGGACUGGUGUGCAUCAUACGGUGUGGAAGCAAACCUCGUGCGAUUUAGCGUUGGGUUAGAAGAGCCUUGUAAACUUGUGAAUAUCUUCCGUCACGCUCUUGAGGCUAUCCCGAGAUGAAAGCCCACACCCAACAUAGUCUCAGAACAAAACUUGCAUA
Molecule: messenger RNA, 1908 nt
Organism: Lindgomyces ingoldianus
Lineage: Eukaryota; Fungi; Ascomycota; Dothideomycetes; Pleosporales; Lindgomycetaceae
Product: cystathionine gamma-synthase-like protein
Exons: 8
Coding region: 96-1868 (590 amino acids)
Biological process (GO): transsulfuration
Molecular function (GO): cystathionine gamma-synthase activity; pyridoxal phosphate binding
Source: RefSeq, a predicted model, not a curated record